Messenger RNA from Conger conger (European conger), 2289 nucleotides. It is a transcript of the gene pes1, whose product is annotated as pescadillo. NCBI's taxonomy places the organism in Eukaryota, Metazoa, Chordata, Actinopteri, Anguilliformes, Congridae. Gene Ontology annotation, biological process: maturation of LSU-rRNA from tricistronic rRNA transcript (SSU-rRNA, 5.8S rRNA, LSU-rRNA); ribosome biogenesis. Gene Ontology annotation, molecular function: RNA binding. The record is from RefSeq and is a predicted model, not a curated record. The coding region runs from base 119 to 1882 and encodes 587 amino acids. The transcript has 15 exons. Gene Ontology annotation, cellular component: nucleolus; PeBoW complex.
UACUGCCAUAGGUCCUUGCAGCAUAUUCCUACACGUGUGUCAGCCUGUCGAGUGGUGGCAGCACACAGUUGCUGUUGUGUGGUUUCUUAAAAUAGCUUAGAAUUUAAGCUAAAUAACAAUGGGAGGUCUUCAGAAGAAGAAGUACGAGAGGGGAGCCGCGACGAACUACAUCACCAGGAACAAAGCUCGCAAGAAGUUGAGUUUGAGCUUAGCCGACUUCAGACGCCUCUGCAUUUUGAAGGGAAUAUACCCCCACGAACCCAAACACAAGAAGAAGGUCAACAAGGGAUCCACUGCUCCACGCACUUUCUACUUGCUGAAAGACAUCCGCUUCCUUCUGCACGAGCCCAUCGUCGGGAAGUUCAGGGAGUACAAGGUGUUCGUGCGUAAACUGCGAAAAGCGUACGGAAAAGCGGAAUGGACGAAUGUGCAGAGGCUAAGGGAGAACAAACCGGGGUACAAGCUGGACCACAUCAUCAAGGAGAGGUACCCGACAUUCAUCGACGCCCUCCGUGACAUCGACGAUGCCCUGUCCAUGUGUUUCUUGUUCUCCACCUUUGCUCGUACCGGGAAGUGCCACGUACAGACCAUCCAGCUGUGUCGCCGCCUAUCUGUGGAGUGGAUGAACUACAUCGUAACGUCACGUUCACUGAGGAAGGUUUUCCUGUCCAUCAAGGGGAUUUACUACCAAGCGGAAGUCCUUGGACAGCCCAUCACAUGGCUGGUGCCCUAUCAGUUUGCCCACAACCACCCGACAGACGUGGACUACAGGGUGAUGGCCACCUUCACCGAGUUCUACACCACGCUGUUCGGCUUCGUCAACUUCCGGCUGUACCAGUCCCUCAAUCUGCUCUACCCCCCCAAGCUGGACGUGAAGUCUGAGACUGAGCUGAAGCCAGAGUUCGAGGAGGACUACGCCAUGGACUCGGAGAGCUACCUUGAGAAACUGGCAGCGCUCAGUGCCAGUCUGGCCCGGGUUGUCCCCACGGCGGAGGAGGAGGAGGCCGAACUGGACCAGUUCCCUGCGGAGGGGGAGGACGCAGAAGUGCUGGAGGCCCGGGAUAAGCUGCAGAGGGAGCAGGACGCCCAGAAGAAGCUGUUCGACGGCCUCAGAUUCUUCCUCAACCGAGAGGUUCCCAGGGAGCCGCUGGCCUUCGUGCUCCGGUGUUUUGGGGCGCAGGUGUCCUGGGACAAGUCUCUCUGCAUUGGGGGUACAUAUGAUGUCACAGAUCAGAGCAUCACGCAUCAGAUUGUGGACAGACCCAACACUGACCAGCAGUACAUCAACAGGUAUUACGUCCAGCCCCAGUGGGUGUUCGACUCGGUCAACGCCAAGCUCCAGCUGCCGGUGGUGGACUACUUCCCGGGCGUGAACCUCCCCCCUCACCUGUCCCCCUUCGUGGAGGAGAAGGACGGAGACUACGUGCCUCCGGAGAAGCUCAAACUGAUGGCCAUCCAGCGCGGGGAACAGCCAGAAAGAGAAGAGGAAGAAGAGGAGGAGGAGGAGGAAGAAGAGGAUGACGACGACGAUGAUGAGGAAGAAGGAGAGGAGGAAGAGGAGAUGGAUGCCGAAGAGUUGACCGAUGAGAAGAACCUGAAGGAGAUGGAGAAGCAGAGGUCCCAGGGCAAGGCUCUGUCGGUGAAGGUGACCCCAGGGAAGGCCAAAAUGGAGAACAAGAUGCGCACGGAGCAGGAGGAGAAGGCGGAGGAGAAGCGGCUGGCCAUCAUGAUGAUGAAGAAGAAGGAGAAGUACCUUUACGACAAGAUCAUGUUCGGCAAGAAGAGGAAGGUCCGAGAGGCAAACAAGCUGGCUGCAAAGCGCAAAGCUCACGAAGAUGCUGCCAAGGCUGACAAAAAGAAGAAAAAGCCCAAAAAACAGUGACCGUUCCCUGAGGGAAUGAUGGACUGUAUUAUUUUAUGUAUAUGAAAAUACACUCUUUUUUUGGAGAGAACAGUCUGCAAAUGUUCCAUGUUAAAGGUUUUUUUUAUUACAGCUGCAAGGAUGGGGGAGCGUGCGUGCGCACACGCUAUCUGAUGGUCCUUGGACAUGUGGGAAUUGAGAAUGAACCUUUACUAUGACAAAAAAACGCAAAACUCUUCUGACAGUUUUUUUGAUAAGAAGUGGAAAAGUAAGCCUCUGCCCUAAUCUUUUGUGGACAUUGGACGGGUCUGAAUUUGGAAUUUGGGCCAAACCUUAAACGAUCAGACGUUACCCUGUUUUACUGUAAUGUAUCCGUUUUAUGAGCGAUUGGGUCCGUGGGAACAGUAAUAAAGUGAGACUGAACCUUG